AUAAAUGGAUCAAUAAAAGUGUUGCUAUGGCAAUAGAUCAACUAUAAUUCCGAAAUUCGCAGCUUCUAAAUGUUUUAAAACUUUCAAAAUAUUUUAAGUGUUUUCAGAAUGUCUGUGGAAACUGUAAAUAAUGAAUUUACUAGAAUUUGCGUUAUGUUACAAUCAGAAGUAAAGAAACGGCGAAUACAAGGUUUGAAAGAAAUUUUCAAAUUGUUAGAAUUGGAGCAAUCUGAAAAACAAAUUUUAAAAUUAUGGAAUAUUGUAAAUAAAUAUCUGUUGAGAAUUUUAAAUGAUUUUGUAGAAGAAUGUCGUGAUCGAGCACUGGAGAUUAUGAAAUUAUUUAUAGUUAAUUUAAUACCAGAUGAUAAGUAUAUCAUGUAUUUAUUUCCAAUUUUAUCCAAAAGAUUAGGUUCUUCUGAACAAAUAGAAACUUCAGAAGAAGUUAGACUGAAGUGUGUUAUAUUGUUAAAAAUAAUAAUAUUGAAAUAUGACAACUUAUUGGCAUUAUAUAUUGCUGAUUUAACAAAAAUUUUAGUACAAACUUUGGCAGAUAAUUAUCCACUUGUUAAAAAAGAAAGCUGUGAUUGUAUAUCUGAAUUUGCAAAAAAUUUAUCAAGAUAUUUUUAUACACAAUCACAAAACUUUGUAAAACCAAUUCUAAGUAAUUUUAAACACCAACAUUAUAAAAUAAGAAUCGCUUCUAUUAAAACAAUUGGAGAUUUAAUUCAGUAUGGAAAUAGCAAAUCUAUAGAAGAGGUAACUACACCUAUGGCAGAACGAUUGUUUGAUCAAAAUGGUCUUGUUAGAAAGGCUGUAAUAGAAGUAGCAGGUUUUUGGCUCUUAAACCUAAAAGAUCGAUAUAAUUGGUGGCACAAAAUUCUUCCACUACUUUUAACAGGUCUACAUGAUGAAUUAGAAGAAAUUAGACAAAAAGCUACUGAUCUUUGGGAUGCAGUAGGAAAAUUAUAUAUAGAAGAAAAUCAAAAUGAUGAGAAACUGAAAAAUAAACUGGAUUUUCUUACUGAAGAUCAUCGUCAUUAUCCUAAUUAUCUUACUAGACCAAAUUUAGGAUGCCGUACAAUAGCACAACAAUGUUUCAGUAAAUUAAUAAAUGGAAUUAGCUUAGAAUUAGGAGAUUGGAUUGCAGACAUACGAGUACGAUCUGCGCAACUACUUUGUGUAUUUAUUUUAAAUAUAGAGGAAGAUGUGAUACAGCAUAUUGGAAAACUGUUACCUCCUAUGUAUAGAGCUUGUAAUGAUGACGAUAAUAGAGUUGUAGAAAAUAUAGAAAGGACAGCGGAAUAUAUAGGAUAUUUUGUACCUCCAAAAAUUUACUGUCAUUUGAUAAUUCCUACUCUUGAAGAUACUCCAUCUGUAGGUCAUUUAAAAAUAUUUUCUGCAAUUUUAAAAGGUAGUGAACAUUGUACACUUCUUCCAUUAUUAGAAGAUAUUGGAAAAUUUUUACAACAACCACAUAUUCGUCAAAGUAAAAAAGGAGCAUAUCAAAAACAAAUACUUUCUUGUUGUUCUUCUAUAAUUGCAGUAUGCAAAGAGGUUUGUUUUAUAAAUAUUUACGAUUGCAAACUUAUAUCAAAGGAAUUAUUUGUAAUAAUAUUCACUGUAUUAUCCAUGACACAAGAAAACUCUGUAAACUUAAAAGCACAAGAAUUAUUAAAUAUUCUUGCUAAUAUUAAUUCGUUUGAUAAUGUUGAAGAGUUAUAUUAUAAAUAUAUUGAGCAAUUAUUUUCAACUUUUUCUGAUUAUAAAUCAUGGUCAAUUCAUGAUCCAGAAGCUCAAAUUUUUUGUGCAUGUUUAGUUUAUAUCAAACAAAUUUUAGCUUAUAAUAUGGACAUUAUUUUACCAAUUCUAAAAGAGAUUACGGCAAACAAGGCAGAUCCUGAAUUGAGAUUAAAGCUUUUCAUUUUAUUAUCAGAAUAUUUUGACCGAGGAUCUGUAAGUAAAAUUAUAGAUCUAAAAUUUUCGAACCAAUUCUUAGAAGAUUGCAUAUUUCCUCAAUUGAUUUGGAGCGCAGGAAGAACCGCCGAGGCCAUACGUACUGCCGCGGUAUCUUGUUUAUGUUCAUUUUUAAAUAAAUAUGAGAAAGACUUUAUUAUGAAGAAAAUCACAAAUGAUGAUGAAGAAAAUAUUUGUUCGACAUUUGAUAAAAUAAUUCCUGUUUUAAUUAGUCUUGCAGAUGAUAAUUCUAGGAAAAAUAGAUUUUAUUCUUUGCAAGCUAUAUAUUUGAUAAUGUGUAUUAGGAAAGAAUUUGAUUACCUCGGAGAAGUAUGCAUACACAAAAUAUACCCUGUACUUUUGAAAAGACUUGAUGAUGGAUGCGAUGAUGUUAGACUAAUAGCAUUAGAAGCUCUGACAGAAGUUUGGAGUGCAAUAUCUAAGGAUUAUGACUUGCAAUUUAAUAAAGGACAUGUAGAUAUUUUGUAUACUACAGUUAUAAUAUAUUUGGAUGAUCCCGAAGAGGAAUUUCAAAAUAUUGUACUAGGCAAAUUAAAAGAAUUAGCCAAAGUGCAUCCAGAACUUCUACAUCAGAAACUUCAAAAAUACAGUGAAGACUUGUGA
Molecule: messenger RNA, 2577 nt
Organism: Frieseomelitta varia
Lineage: Eukaryota; Metazoa; Arthropoda; Insecta; Hymenoptera; Apidae
Gene: Dnaaf5
Product: dynein axonemal assembly factor 5
Exons: 7
Coding region: 109-2577 (822 amino acids)
Biological process (GO): outer dynein arm assembly; cilium movement; inner dynein arm assembly
Cellular component (GO): cytoplasm
Molecular function (GO): dynein intermediate chain binding
Source: RefSeq, a predicted model, not a curated record